GUCCUUCUAGAUGAAGAGAUUAAAUUUCCUCUAUAAUGCAUCUCCACAUAUCACACGGAUUAAGCGCAGAGUAACAAAUAGUAAACAUCACUACUAGACGCAGAAGACGGAUUAUGUCAGUGGUUGAUCGAGGGGUUGUUUAUUUCACCACUUUUCUAUUUUACCAUCUUUCCUGCUUUUCCGUAGAAAACAUCGAGUAAGCUACGUCGCCUCAUUGCUCCGCCCUCGGUUACUGCAGUUGCCCUGAAACUCCACGGAUCUCACCUCUGCACGGGACCGUCUGCACAUUAAAGUCACUCGAAGCUCGCUCUUUUCAUCGCGAACAACGGGCUCAUAUCGGGAUCUCAACAGGCCCUAUGAAUGAUUAUCAGCAUGCAGUAAUAAUCGCAUAUCCUGACCGCACUCUGCUUGCACAUUAGCCCUACAAUGUAUCAGACGUUACGUGCGGCUUUACUAUCAAACGCCCGGUGCUGGGAUGCCGACAGUGAGAGGUCAUACCAGGACCUGUUUGAAAGACUCGAUACCAAUAAGGAUGGGAAGGUGGAUGUCGCUGAAUUGCGAGCGGGCCUCAAGGCGAUGGGCAUAUUCAGGCAGGGCGCUGCACAGAAAAUCGUGUCGUCUGGUGACCAGAACAAAGAUGGGAGUCUGGACUUCAAGGAGUUCACCAGAUAUCUGAAGGAGCACGAGAAGAAGCUAUGGCUGACAUUUAAGAGUCUGGACAUAAACGACGAUGGGCGCAUUGAUGCCUCAGAGAUCCAGCAGACCCUUGCCGAGCUGGGCAUGGAUUUGAGCAGAGAGGAUGCCCUGAAAAUCUUACAGAGUAUGGACAUUGAUGGCACCAUGAUGGUGGACUGGAAUGAGUGGAGAGAACACUUCCUGUUAUACCCUGGCCACAACCUGGAAGAGAUCAUACGCUACUGGAAACACUCCUCGGUGCUGGACAUAGGUGACAGCCUUGCAAUCCCUGAUGAGUUCACAGAAGAAGAGAAGAGCUCAGGCCGCUGGUGGAAGCAGCUCUCUGCCGGUGCAGUGGCGGGGGCCGUCUCUCGCACCGGCACCGCCCCUCUGGAUAGGGUGAAAGUCUUCAUGCAGGUUCACUCCUCUAAGACCAACAAGAUAAGCCUGGUAGGGGGCUUCAAACUGAUGAUAACAGAGGGAGGUCUAACGUCACUGUGGAGAGGAAAUGGAAUCAAUGUUUUAAAGAUUGCACCUGAGACAGCGAUCAAAUUUAUGGCAUAUGAACAAUAUAAGAAGUUGUUAUCAUCAGAGGGAAAAAAGAUUGAGACGCACAAGAGGUUUAUGGCUGGUUCUAUGGCUGGGGCCACAGCGCAGACAGCCAUCUACCCAAUGGAGGUAUUGAAAACUCGACUGACUCUGAGAAAGACCGGCCAGUAUGGAGGAGUGUUUGAUUGUGCCAAGAAGAUCCUGAGGAAGGAGGGGGUCAAAGCUUUCUACAAGGGCUACAUUCCAAACUUACUGGGCAUCAUUCCCUAUGCCGGAAUAGACCUCGCUGUUUAUGAGAGUCUAAAGAACACUUGGUUGUCGUACCACGCCAAAGACUCGGCUAACCCUGGAGUUCUGGUGUUGCUGGGCUGCGGGACCAUCUCCAGUACCUGUGGCCAGCUGGCUAGCUAUCCACUCGCACUUGUACGCACACGGAUGCAGGCACAAGCGUCUCUGGAUGCAUCAGACCAGCCCUCCAUGAGUUCUCUAAUGAAGAAGAUUGUAGCCAAAGAUGGGUUUUUUGGACUCUACCGCGGCAUCCUGCCAAACUUUAUGAAAGUCAUUCCUGCUGUCAGCAUUAGCUACGUGGUUUACGAGUACAUGAAGACUGGCUUAGGAAUCUCCAAUUGAUGGUGUAAGCAAUUAAAAAAAAAGAACAUUUACUGUAUUUGUCAGACUUGAAAAUGUCUGCAAUAACUCCAAGAAGACAGGUGGACAUCAAACAUACAAGCAUGACGUCCACCAUCUGGCACAGGAGUUCAGUGGAUGGAAAACUGCAUGUAUCCCAAUAAGGGUUGUCUGUCAGUAGCUGAAGCAUUUAUCAUUUGUGGUGAGCAUGCUUUAAUUUUUAUCCCGCUGUUACACAUAACACAAUCCUCAAGUUUAUAAACUCUCUAAAACCAUACUUGACACAAACACAGUACUGCACAUAAAACAUGCAUAAAAAUAGAAAUUAUAAUACACAACAGUUGUUUAGUCUAUCCUACUGGUAUUCUUUUAAAACUGUGAUCAACCAAAAUGGUAGCUCAGUGGCACAUACUGUUCUUUGUUCACAAAGAAAACACUUUCUCACAGCAGACUUAAUGUCUUAUUUUAACACAGAAUGAGGAAAAUUACAUUAUGCCAGUUUAAGUGUAUAAAUCCACUGUUAAGGGUUAUUAUAACACUUUUUCUAAGUUGUAAAGAUCCGCCAUAGAGUGACAUCAGCUCCAGACAAAAAAAUAACUGGCCCUGAAAAACCAAUACGUGUUAACACUGGAAUACUGUGUGCAUGACACAGACACACCUCUUGUGCAAUAUGAAAAUCACUAAUUCCACAUUCUGUGUGUUAUCUCAUGAUCAUUUAAAUGUGCCUUACAGCCACUUCAUGUGAACUUUCUGACAUCAGCAGAUGUUUUUUUUUUACUAUAUAUAGGUAUGCUGUAUGUCUGUAGUGUACAUAUAUAUAUAUUCAUACAUCUUUUUGUAGUUAUGAUUAUUUAUGGGUUUUAAUAAUGGUUUCUACCAUGCAACAUGAUAACAUUUAAAAAACAAAAAAAACAGUAAUACUUAAUUCUUAGACUGAAAAGCUUGUAAGAAGCAUGUUUUUGUCUUGCGUCACUUCAAGCCUCCUAUCCCUGAACACACACACACACACCCAAGUGGUGGGAAGAUGACAAUCAGCCUAUUGUCUUCAUUAUAAGUUAUGUUAAUGUGGAUUUUAAAGAACUAAAACUAAAACACUUGAUUUAAUACCCGUUAACCUGGAAGUGUGGAAACUUCACACAGUAGUUUAAUGUGUUUUUUUGUGGGAAGCUUACUUGAAAACAAUGGUUCAGUCAUGUGAAGUUCAGCCCCUCGGAGUGGAGAUCACUGGCUUGAAGAUUAUUGAGAUGAGUUAACAGCUCCACCUAGUGGUUAAUAAAGACAGACCAUGUGGAACAAAUUCAAUGGCAUUGGUGUGUUUCAGUAAAAUUUAA
Messenger RNA from Seriola dumerili (greater amberjack), 3182 nucleotides. Its product is annotated as calcium-binding mitochondrial carrier protein SCaMC-1-like. The record is from RefSeq and is a predicted model, not a curated record. Gene Ontology annotation, molecular function: ATP transmembrane transporter activity; calcium ion binding. Gene Ontology annotation, cellular component: mitochondrial inner membrane. Bases 427 to 1854 code for a protein of 475 amino acids. The transcript is spliced from 10 exons. Gene Ontology annotation, biological process: transmembrane transport. Lineage: Eukaryota; Metazoa; Chordata; Actinopteri; Carangiformes; Carangidae.